GGGGUAUGUUUAGGGACGGACCCAAUCCGGAUCGGGCGUGCGCGCGUGGUUGUGCGUAGAGAACUUGAGACCUUCAAAGGUGUGUUACUAUCCACAAAUAUAGCAAGUGACUAAAUACUUAAAAAUAAAAGGUACCUGUUGGACAUCACAAUCAAUUUUGAUCUUUUUCAACAUGCAUUUAUUGAAUAUAAUUAGAAGAUCUGCCUUCAAAUUUAUUGCACCAAAAAUGACAAAAUAUGGGUUAUUUUUAACAGUGCCCAGCAAAAUCAGUACUUGUAGAACAUUGAUGAUGAUUUAUUUGAACAAAAAUAUCUCAAAAAAUGUUGAUGAGAACAUAAAUCUAGAUGAAUGGAAAUCUGUUGUGCUCGCUGGCUUAGAAAAAGAAGCAUUUGAAAGGGCAUCAUCUGAGGAAGAGCCUAAUAUAGUAGCUAUUAAGGAAUUCAUUGAGAUGUCUAGGCGUUUAGGUAAUGCUGCUCCAGAAAAAAUCACCGAAGAACAGUUAAAGAAAUUAAUUGAAUAUCCCUCUAAUACUUCAAGAAAUAAGUACUUAGCCUUUUUGGCUUUAAAAGAAAUGAAAAAGAAUGCUGCACAAGAAAAAAAGAAAAAACAAAAGGAAGAAAGAGAGGAACUUAGAAAAACAAUGGAAAAUGUGGGUGAAUCAGCACUGACAAAUAGAUUGUUACGGUGCAUUUGGACCUCCUCAAUGGAUGUCACAUACAAUUGGAAAGUUGUUCAGGCUAUGCGUUUUGGCCAGCCUCUGGUAUUUGACAUGGAUUACAAUGAUAUGUCAGAGAGAGAAAUGCAGAAUACAGUGAAACAGAUGAUGGAAUGUGAAGGAGCCAAUCGUAGAGCUAUAGAACCAUUCCAUUUAUAUUACUGUAAUCUUAAAGAAGAUGGUCCAUACCACAAAGAAUUCAUCAGGCGUUAUGGAGAUGCAUGGGACAAUUUGCUUGUGACAGUGACAGAAAAGUCUUAUGCUGAAAUAUUUCCAAGAGAUCAGAUUGUCUACUUAACUUCUGAUUCUCCCAAUGUAAUGGAAACAUUUGACCAUAAUAAAAUCUAUAUAAUUGGAUCCCUAGUUGAUAAGACAAUAAGGAAGGGAGUCUCUCUUGCUCGUGCAAAACGCUUGAAGUUGGCAACAGCACAACUUCCUCUAGAAAGAUACUUCAAUUGGAAAACUGGAGCCAAAGUUCUUACCCUGGAUCAAAUGAUGAUGAUCUUAGUAACUCUGAAAAAUACUGGAAAUUGGAAGGAGGCUCUAGAGUUUGUUCCAAAAAGAAAGCAUGAAGGUUUUAUAGAUCCAUCUUUGCAACAAUAUAUUCACACACAAAAGAAUAGAAAGAUCUAUGAGCGAACCCUUAAAAAAAGGCAAUUGGUAGAGGAACUCUCCAGGAAACAAUUGUGGAAUGGAUUGUGGGAAGAGUAGUGUGUUAGUCACCCAGUUAUGAUUGGUAUAAGUUUCAUGUAAAAUAGCAUUUGUUCUCAGUAAGCUUUCAAGUUCUACAGACUAAAUAAUCCAGUAAUGAUAAAAUGUAAGAGUACACGUUAUAGCUUCACCAUAGGUGGGCUAUAUUUCUAAACAUAUAGGAAAUCAUUUUCUGGCUCUGUCUGCUGAGAAAAUCUCAGUAAUACACAAUGGGGCUGAAAAACAGGUUUCAGAUUAAAAAAAAAGAACAAUAGUUGUUAAUGCUUGAGGUCUGUCACUGACCGCAGUCUAAUGAUACAGUACAUAUUUUUCUGUGCUUCCCAUUGUACUGGCUCACAUAGCAAAGUUAUAUAAAGAUAGUUUCCCAGUUUUGAUUCAGGGAAAUAUGAAGUUGCUGUGAAUUUUGCGUUACAACAAGCAAUUCAAAUUAUUGUAAAUGUUCUGAUUUUAUUCAGGAAUUAAUGUGAGGAAUGUAACUUGAAAAAAAAAUGCGUAUAUGACCUUUUUAUUUUAGAAGAAAAAAGCUGGAUAAUAUUCAAUUGUAUCUUUAUUUACAUUGUUAAGGCAUUAUCUAAAAUGUUAUACUUGUUGAAUAUACAGAGCGACUUACUAAAAAUAUGUUUAAAUGGUGUUUUUGAUCUAAUUAUAUUACAAAUGCAUAUACGUUGUCUUUUGAACAAAUGACCUAAAAGGGGAAGGUGAUUUGCCACAGUUUUAAACACAUCAAGCAUAAAAGUGCAAAACUAUUAAUAAUUAUUAAAAAAAAUAGCAAAUUGUGGCUGUUCCAUCCCAGCAUCUCAUCUCCAAAAGGUUAGCUUCUUUUGAUGUUCCUGCGGUCACUAGAAAUAAAAGGGUCUUAUAUAGGGAUGUGCAAAACAUUCCAUGGAUGGACAUCUGUGCACAAAACUCCCAGUUUGGGGUGAUCUAUGUUUGGUCCAAGAUAUAUUUGUAUUCAAGUGUCACUACAGGGCAUCAUUGCAGCUAAGGGAAAGGAAGAUGUUCAUGUUUGAAUUUAUUCAUGUUUGAAUUCAAGUGCAGUGGUGGCGGCAGUGCUUAAUGGGAAGGUGCUGGUAGUGUGGAAAAUUUAUUCCUUUUAUCCAGUUAGAAUACACUGACAAAGAGAAAUGUUAUUUUAGUUUUAAUUUUAACUUCUUAAUGGCUGUUGCUAGGAACAGAUGCCAACGUAUUAACUUUUAUACACGCAUAAUACAAGCAAACUCAUGAUGUAUAUUGAUUGGCUAAAUUGUUCACAUCACAUGGAAUGCAAGAAUCUAAAAAAAGUUAGAAAU
Python bivittatus (Burmese python) is the source of this 2715-nucleotide messenger RNA. RefSeq names its product tRNA methyltransferase 10C, mitochondrial RNase P subunit (gene TRMT10C). The record is from RefSeq and is a predicted model, not a curated record. Gene Ontology annotation, cellular component: nucleoplasm; nucleus; mitochondrion. Gene Ontology annotation, biological process: positive regulation of mitochondrial translation; mitochondrial tRNA 5'-end processing. NCBI's taxonomy places the organism in Eukaryota, Metazoa, Chordata, Lepidosauria, Squamata, Pythonidae. Gene Ontology annotation, molecular function: tRNA binding.